Messenger RNA from Porites lobata, 1544 nucleotides. NCBI's taxonomy places the organism in Eukaryota, Metazoa, Cnidaria, Anthozoa, Scleractinia, Poritidae. The record is from the annotation of a GenBank genome assembly.
AUGUUUUCAGGCUGGAAGAAAGGAGGCAUUCCUGGUAAGUUUAUUAAGAAUUGUUUACGCCUAAACUGAUUCACAAGUUAAAAAAGGAAUUCCAUAGCAAACAAUUCUUUGUGUAGAAUCGUACAAUUGUGUAUAAGUACUUUUUAUCAUUGAUCAUCAUGUAAAAAAAGUAAGCUUAUAGGCUUACCAGUAUUUUCUGAUGAUAUUCCUAAUUUACAUUAAUUUGGAAGAGUGCUCAAAAAAAUCUCUGUGGGAUUUUGUUAGUUUAUUCGUAUUGGAUUGUCUGACUUUGCCUUUAGAGUAUGUAGAUGAAGAAACCCAGGCUUGAAAUGAAUGCUAAGUGUUGAUCAUCCACUGCGCACUUCUGUAAGGCAGUGAUUGUUAUUUUCAGGCAAAACUGAGAUUCCAACCUACUCUUGGGCGAGGAAAUAGGGAGUCUUUCUGCAGAUUUUCUACAAAACACAGGAAAAAUUUUAAUGUCCUUUAUCCAGGAAGUCAGUGCUUAGGCUGACACCAUUGUAAUCCCAUGGUGCUACCUUUUUCAUCACCCAUUCUUGAAUGUAGUGAAUAUAGUUUAAUAUUGUGAAUGUGAUUAGUGGAGAGUUUGGGUGAGAGAUUUGAAGAUAAUGGCAGCCUUGUUGCCCCAGGGUGGGUACUCCCCUAUAUAAGCUAUAUAGGUAUGUGCCACCCCAUCAGGUAGGAUUUUUGUGCUGUUUUGGUCUGAAAACGGAUAUACACUUUUCUCAUUUUGGUCUGGAAGCAGGUAUGGUUUUCUAGGGAACUACGGAGUGUAUGAAAGUAUUUAUGGUUUCAAUUCCAAAUGAGUAAGAAAGAAGGAGUAGUAUGCGAAUUCAAAAUGGAUUUGAAGAAUUUUUUUUGUUUGCACUCUAAUCUAAGUAAUGAUAACAUAGUUUCUGCCUAAAGACCAGGUCUGAAAAUGGGUAUGGAUUUUAUAGUUCUAGUCUGAAAAUGGGUGUGGAAAAUUACAUUUUUUGGUCUGAAAUCAGGUCAGGAUUUGAAGAACAAGGUGGCACACCCCACCAAGAAUUCCCAGGAGUAUCCCCCAACCCCCGGGCUUGUAGCCAUGAGCAGAAACCUCAAAAAAAGGUGACCUUGCUACUCUUGGAAGACCUUGUGGGAUUGGUUGGGAAAACAAUGAACAAACAAAGUUAACAAUGGAACCAAGCCAAAAACCUAAAGAGCUACGGCCCAUGGGGGACCCCUGGGGGACCAUUUAAAUUAGAGGUUCUGAAGAGUUGCAGGGUUACUGAUUGAAGAAAAAAAGGACUUUCAUAAAUUUUGUCAUUACUCCUAAAAUUACCUUAUUGUCUAAUAGUAUUUUCUUGCAUUAAUAAUUUCUUUUAGAAACUGAAGAAGACUUGAUAAGAAACACAGAGAUAAAAAGAAGGCUCAUCAGUGAGUUGUCUCUUGCAGUGAAGGAGGUUUGGAAAUUUAUUUUAAGAAGAGAUUUGAACAUUAUUAAUGUUAAAAUGAAAAAUGUAAAUGUAGUUAUGGAGGAUGCCUUCAUAGCGCAAAGAAAGUAG